AUGUCCGAAGCCGACUACUAUCAGCUCAUUGGUGUUGGCCGGGAUGCCACCCUACAUGAGAUUAGGUCCAAGUUUCGCGCCAAGGUACUUGCCGAGCACCCGGACAAGGGCGGAGACCCAAAGAAGUUUCAGCUCCUGAACAAAGCAUACAAUGUGUUGACUGAUCAGGACAAGCGACGCCGGUAUGAUGCCACUGGCCGUGCUGAAAAGUCAGCAGAGGAGGAGUUUGUGGAGGGCUUCGCCGGGGGCAGGCAUCAUUUCGAGCCUCGCAGCAAGGAUGCCGAUGAGAAGGCUCUUGUGAGCUUGAAGGACAGGAUCAUUACGGGCAAUCAGACACAUGAAGAAGGCUUUGCCGAGUGGCUGCGUCAGCGUGAUCAACAGGCCAUGGUUCUGACUGACAAAGAUUUUAUGAAGACGCAUCUCUUCAAUGCAUCGGAGUUGGCGACCAAGAUCAAUCACCCAGGACCUGUGCAGCAUGUCCUCGGAUCUCCCAAAACAGAUGCCUAUGGUCAGGCCAUGGGAGGCGCAGUUCAGGUGCAGGUGAAGCCCAGGCCUCUCAAGAAGACUAUUGAUCAUGACGAGGUGCUCGUGCGCAUGCUUGCUGUUCCAGUUGAUGACUCCAUGGUCUAUGCGGACCUGAAGAAAACCGGUGUCUGCCUUGGCAUGACGGGAGUUGGGAGAGUGGAGCAGGCCGGAACACGGGUCGAGGACCUCAAGCCAGAAGAUGCUGUUCUGGUCCUCCCGAAGCCUACGAAGUUCUCCUCUGCACAUCCAAUAGGAACUGGGCGAACUCUGUUGACAUGCAGCGAAGAUGACCUCCUGCGUAUCCCAUCAGAGAUCCUUGAGCAGCUGACACCUGAGCAGAUCUGCCUGACUCCAACCAUUGUGUGUGCAUACACUGUGCUGGAGCAGUUUGGAUCCAAACUGAAGCCGGGCGACUCUGUGCUGAUCAACGCAGCUCAUCUCUCUGCCUCAGGGUCGGCUCUGCUCCAGCUGUGCAAGCUGCUGAAGCUGAAGCCUCUUUGUAUGCUGUCUCUCCCCGGUUCCCCGAAGAACCUGGCAAAGGGCGAGUACGGAUCCAAGGCAGCUUGGGCAGAGGUUGACAACCGUGCAGCCGCAAGCGCCACGGUGCGUGCACAGUAUGAGCGCAUCAGCGAGCUGUUGGUGACGAUGGGGGCUGAAGAGGUCUUCCCAGAUGCCGUAGCGCUCCUGCGGUGGAGGGACCGGAACCAGCGCAUGCUCCCAAAGCUUGCUUUGGACGGCAUUGCAACGCGGGACUCUUGCGAGCAGCUGAUUCACUGCCUGCAAUCAGGUGACAAGGAUGCCCAGAUCGUUGUGUAUGGUCAUGGCAUUGCCCAGCCGCUUGAGAUUUCCCCCCCUCUGCUUGCAGCAUGGGGCGGUCGUAUCGUUGGCUUCAACAUCUCGAGAUGGGUGCACUCCUUGUCCGCCAAUGCCAAGAAGAUGAUGGCAGUCAUGGAAAACGUCACGAAGCUUGUUCGUGCAAACAAGUUCGUCCUGGACACCGUGGUGUACAAGGUCGGCGAGGAUGCCUGCAGUGAGGCCUUCUCUCGAGCAGCGGAUGCCGGCGACAAUACGCAGGUGGUGCUGGUCUUCCCGACGCUACAGGAAGAGUUGACACUGUCUGCUCAAGAGCAGAGGGCUGAAAAGGAGAAGCAAGCCAAGCUCAAGGAAGAGGAAGCUGCCAAGAAGAAGGAGGAUGAAGAGCGUGACAGGCUGAAAGCCGACUGGCUGAACUUGCUCUUCACUGAUCAGAGCGUCGCGGCUAUGAGCCCUGAGGGUCCUCUGCCAACAGCGCACGAGGGCGGAAAUCUGGGCAGCCCGAACGCUUUGGUUGUUUGGCUUGGGGAUGACUCACAGAACGAAGCUGCUGCUGUCAGGGACGUCGCCUCGCAAGUUGGCAGUGCAGCCUUUGUAUCUCUGGCGUGGGCCCAGCAUCCCGCUGCAGAGGGCUUCGCUGAGUUCUCGCUGAAGCAGCCGGAGGUUGUGGAUGGUUCCUUCUUCCUGCGUGACCGUCAGGCUUUCGAGAACCAGGACUUGGACAUGCUGCAUGAUGUGGAGCUUCUCGGCCGCUGCCUUUCAGAGUCGAUCGAGACCAAAUUGGGCGAGUUUGGCUUGGGUUGGGACAAGGUGGUGAUUCUUGGCUUUGGCAAAGGGGCUGGCAUUGCACUCUAUGCCUCACUCCUAAACAUCUUCCCGCAGGUGUCUGCAACCGUCCUCUUCAGUCCGAUUGUGCUUUUCCCUUCAUUCUUGGCUGAAAAGAUGCAGGCAUUGCGCCAGACAACUACCGGCCAGAUGAAAGUGUUCACUGUGUGGGGAAAUCGCAACAGGUCUACACCGGGCACGUACCGCCAGUUGUUGGCACAGACUUUGCGCAAGGCAAAGGACGUCCACUUCACGCCAGACACUAUGCCGGAUGGUGACCACUCGUUCGACCUCAAGAGUGCUGGAGUGCUGUCGUCCAUGCUGCCCCUGUGCUUGCCCCGCUGA
This is a messenger RNA of Symbiodinium pilosum, 2508 nucleotides long. Lineage: Eukaryota; Dinophyceae; Suessiales; Symbiodiniaceae. The record is from the annotation of a GenBank genome assembly.